Molecule: messenger RNA, 2182 nt
Organism: Xenia sp. Carnegie-2017
Lineage: Eukaryota; Metazoa; Cnidaria; Anthozoa; Malacalcyonacea; Xeniidae
Product: hypoxia-inducible factor 1-alpha inhibitor-like
Exons: 8
Coding region: 656-1858 (400 amino acids)
Biological process (GO): peptidyl-aspartic acid hydroxylation; negative regulation of Notch signaling pathway
Cellular component (GO): cytoplasm; nucleus
Molecular function (GO): ankyrin repeat binding; peptidyl-histidine dioxygenase activity; [protein]-asparagine 3-dioxygenase activity
Source: RefSeq, a predicted model, not a curated record
AACAACAAACAUAAAGACAUUUGGUCUGCACUGAAGUCUUCUUUAAUAAUUUUUCAUUAGUACAGCAACCAUUGUAAACGUUAAUAUUUUGUUCAAAAAUCUGAAAAACCAACUUUGCAAACAUCUCAUGCUUUGCUCAACAUGUAUGUCUUAUGAUUGAUUCUUAUCUGUUACGUCUUGUUUACGCAGGUGCAGAUUAGUGAUGUCCUCUCACAAAGGACGCUUCAUCAAACAAACAGAAAUUUUUUUCUUUGCGGCGCAUUUAAUUUAUGAUCAGGUGCAAAUUGCAUUUGAUGAGAUGCCCACAUUUUAUACAGUAAAUGUUUUUUUACAUUGUAAACGUUAAAAGUUCAACAAAACUCAGAUUCUUAUAAUUUAGAUUCUUUAAAUUUUAAGUAACUCAUGUUCAAUGUCAUUUUUACCUACAUUCUGAGUAAAUUAAAUUGUUUAAAGCUCAACUGUUAUCGUUUAAUCAUUUUUAAGUCAUUUUUAAUUUUCAAUUUAAACCGUAAUUAUGAAAUACAACGCGUUUCAUAUGCAGAUGUAUGCGUUUUAUUAAAGCAUCAAUUCUUGUGAGACUCAAGGCUUAUUUUAUCUAUAAUAUUUUGUCUUUGAGGCUCAGAUACUACAUUCUGAGUGGUUUGUUGCUAAAGAAAUGUACUUAUUCAAUGAUGAUGUCACUUUAAUUUUUAUUAUUAUUUUAGUUUCUCGCUCCUGUAAAAUGUCCACAACUCAAGAUUGCAAUCAGUGCUUUAUUGAUAACACAACAUUGUGCCCUCGACCUAUGGAAAUCGUUAGUAAUGUCGACAGUACUCUUUUGCCAUCUUUAGUCUGUGUUGAACAUCCAAAAUUCCUCAGUGUUUUUGACUUUCCUACAUCAUUGGUGAAGAGUAUCGACUGUAAUAGUGAUAAUGUUAUAAAAUUGAUCAAAUUAUCGGAACCACUGAUUCUAAAAAACUGUCGCUUCUUUGACAAAGCUCGUCAUUGGAAUCUUUCAUACUUAUCGAAGACUUUAUGGGAAGAGUAUGCGAUAUAUGUGUCCAAUUCUCGGAAAUUUUUGUAUUAUGACAGCACUGUAGACUAUUCAAACUACGAGAAAAAUUAUGGCUGGCGUCCUCCCUUCAGAACUCAUUUCAACAGUUUCCAAGAAUUUUUGAACAUGGCUUCGGAGUUAACGAAAGUGAAAAAUGGAUCGUUUGCUUAUUUCCAGACUUUACUUCACAAUGAUGAUUUUACUACAUCGUUACAUAAAGAUAUGAGAGAUUUUAACUAUACUUGGUUACUGCACACUGUGUUUGAACUUGGUUGGAGUACUAACGUUCUUAAUAUGUUAUUUGUUGGUAUGCCUGAUGUCAUUACACGUCUGCAUUAUGAUGUAAUGCAAAAUGUUUUCAUACAGCUUCAAGGAUGGAAACGAUUCAUUCUUUUCAGCCCAGAUCAUUUCGGUAAACUAUAUCCUUAUCCUCUUGGUCAUCCUCAUGAUCGUCAAUCGAUGGUUGAUAUAGAGUAUCCGGAUUAUCAAAGAUUUCCAAAAUUUCGUCAUGUAAAAGGAUUAAUGGCAAUAUUAGGACCCGGUGACGUUCUUUAUCUACCUAGCUGUUGGUGGCAUGAAGUUGAAUCAAAUAGAAACGAUUUUACAGUCUCGUUGAACUUCUGGUUUGAAGAAAAUUUUGAAGAGACCAUAUCGCGAAAGAUGAAAAAUAGUGCUAUCUUCAAUGUAUCAGCAAAUUUUACUUUGUCAGAAGAAAUGAUAUUUAGACGAUACAUCGAAAGUCUUGUUUUUAAUGCAACGAGAAACACUCAAAUGGUGAAAGAAAUCUUCCAGGAUAUAUUGCAUGGACGAUUUGAAGAGAUUUGACAUUAUCUAUCAUAUUUAGGCUCCGAUGAUGGAUGAACUUCAGCUCUUUAUAAAAUGGAAGAAACGAAACAUGGGCAUUUUAAAAAGAUAUCCACAAUAUUUUACCAUGAUAAACUUGUUUGAAAAAUAACAUACUGUAUUUUCUUUAUCUCUCGUAAUCGUCUUAUUAGAUUAUAAUGACUUAAUUCUGGAUAUCUUCUCUUGCCUGUCAAUCUGAAUGAACACGAACUUUAGCAAAUGACAUGUUGCCAUGUAACAUGUCAUUUUUGACUUACGUUUAGUAAUAUAAGGUUAUUUCAAUCAAUCAUCUAUUUUUCUUACUUA